Molecule: messenger RNA, 1822 nt
Organism: Paramecium sonneborni
Lineage: Eukaryota; Ciliophora; Oligohymenophorea; Peniculida; Parameciidae
Source: the annotation of a GenBank genome assembly
UAAAUUUUAAUAUGCUAUCUAGAUAUAACAUAAAUGGGCGUACAAUUUAAGAAGAAAAGUUAUUAUCUGAAGGAGGAUAUGGAUACAUACUGAAAGCUAUAGAUGUGAAUACGAAGGAGGUUUUUGCAUUGAAAAAAUCUUACUGUUAAGGAGAGGAGAGAACUAAGGUAGCAAGGAAUGAAUUAGAAAUUAUGGUAUAUAAAAUUCAAAUUUUAACAAGAAACGAUUACCAAGACAUCCAAAUUUAGUUAAUUUUAUGGGAGGCACAUUCAUAUAAGACAAAGGACAAUAAGUAUGUUUGAUUUUAAUGGAAUUUUGUGGUGGUGGAAGUUUAUUUGAUUUAAUGGCUAAAGAUCCAAAUUCAAGAUUCCAAGAAGAAUAACUUCUAAAUUAUAUGAGAGUAUAUAUAAUCAUAAGAAUUUCUAAUAGGAAAUUACAUAAGGUAUAAAAUCAUUACAUACAUUACAACCUCCUAUGGCUCAUAGAGAUAUAAAAAUAGAGAAUGUAUUAUUUUAAAAUGGAAGAUGUAAAUUAUGUGAUUUUGGAUCUGCUAGUACUCAAAGAGUGGAUUUAAGGUUAGAUUUAUAUUUUAUAAAUCGUAUAGUUAAAUCAAUCAAUCUGAUUUUGUUAUUUAUGAAGAAGAAUGGGAAAAGAAUACAACAUUAAUGUAUAGACCUCCAGAAAUGGCUGAUCUUUUUUUAAGAUAUAAUGUAGGAGAAAAAGCUGAUAUUUGGAUGCUUGGAUGUGUAUUAUAUACAUUGUGCUUUUUUAUUCAUCCAUUCUAAGAAAGCUCUAAACUUGCUAUUUCUACAGCUACUUAUAAUAUCCCUAGAUAACAUAGAUAUUCAGAUAAAUUAAUUGAUUUUAUCAGACUUAUGCUUACUCCUGAUCCUAAAUUAAGACCGUCUAUUUUUGAUGUUGAAAGAAUUUUAGUAUAAUUUCAUUCAUUACCAUAUAUAUAAUUGAAUGUAAUACUAUCAAUAAUAUUAUAGGCAUAAGCUAUAGAAAUCAAAAAUAGGGAAUAUAAAUUAGAAUAAGAAAUGGAAUAAUAUAAUAAAAAUAGUUUCAAAGUCAAAAAAUUUGAUGGAGACAUUCCUAUUGAUGAAUUAAUGAAUCUAUAAAAAAAAAUCUAAACAGAAAAGUCUUAAGUUAAACAACAAUAAUAAUAAUAAAUUAGAUAACCUUAACAACAAUAUGUCUAAAAAUAAUAAGUUUAACAUUAACAAUCAAAAUGUUAAUAAUAAUAAUAAUAAUUUCAACCAUUUUCCGGAUAUUAAUAAUAAUAAUAAUAAUAAUAAUAAUCAAAAUCGUAAUAAGAUAUUUUUGCUCAAUUUAAUAAUCCCUAAUAAGGUUUUGGCUCUAAUAAUGUUUGGGACAAUUCUAAUUAAUGGACUCAACAAUAAACAAAUUUUUCAACCUUUGAUAAUUUUGGAUUUGUAGCAACAUCUCAUUCUCCAAGUCCAAAUCCUUUCUAAUGGGAUUCUUAAUUUAAUCAACCAUAAUAACAAUAACAAUAAUAAUAAUAAUAACAAUAAUAAUAAGUUCAACAAAUGUAAAUUAAUUCAUUUUCUACAUCUCCAGCAAAUAGUGCUUGGGAUAUGACUACCAAUUAUACUGAAUAAUCUCAUUAAUCAACUCAACCAUCCACUAACUUUUGGAUUGGAAAUAGUUAAUAACAAUUUGGAAUUUAAAGUACAUAAGUAUAAUCUUAAUAAUAAUUCCCUCUAAAUCCAUAAUAAGAAACAAUUGAUUUGAUAGGAUUAAAUGAUCCAUAGCCUUAAUAAUAACAGUAUGAUUUAUCAAAUAUAAUAUUAUGAGAGUG